GGGAUUAAAGGCGUGCGCCACCACCGCCCGGCUCAGCUGUAUUUCUAAUCCAUUCAUCUGUGGAUGCUGAUCUUGGCUUUAAAGGCCUGAUCACCCUUUUACAUUCUGAAGUAGCAUUUUCAAAAGCCAAAGAACAAUUCAAUUAAUAUUCUUCUAACUUCUGGAUCUGAUGGCAUUCUAUUUACAGCUGAAGUCAACAUUUAUUUAUUUAUUUAUUUAUUAUUUUUGUUGUUUUGUUUUUCGAGACAGGAUUUCUCUGUGUAGCUUUGCGCCUUUCCUGGAUCUUGCUCUGUAGACCAGGCUGGCCUCAAACUCACAAAGAUCUGCCUGCCUCUGCCUCCCGAGUGCUGGGAUUAAAGGCGUGCGCCGCCGCCGCCGCCUCCUCCCCCCGGCUCAAUCUUUAUUUAAAAAAAAAAAAAAAACUGAUGAAGGCUUCUUUUGGGCCUUGUAUAAUGGGCCAAGUAAAUGGCUCAGUUCUCUUUCCUGCUUGUUCAAUCUUGUCCUAAGCAUUCAAAGCUGCUGUACAGCACGGGGAUAAGAUGUGAUUGUCAAAUGUAACCUGUCUUUCCACAUUAGCAUAACGGCCCUCCCCAAGAAUUUGAUCUUGGGAAAUCUCAUAACCCUUAACUCUACCUUGCUGUUUGAUGGCCCUAGCUUCAUCUCUCCACUGUGUAGUCCACUGUAACUGAAGACCAGAUUCCAAUAUUGCUGUAGCUAAAUCUUUCCAGUCUUAUGGAAUAAUUCUGUUCUAAGUGGACCAUGAAUUUAACAUCUGCUACACAAAAGGUGAAUGCAUACCAUAUGAAACUAUUGCUUCCUUAAAUCUCUUCAAUCUAAAGUUUCUAGGGGUUCCCAGUUAACUUCUGAAUAGCCUUGGGGAUGCCUAUCAUCGGUGGUCGUUCUUGAAUGGUAACUGGAUAAAUAAAGGUUAUUUUCUAAUAACCUUGGGCCGCUUCCCUUCGGUUUCAUAAUGCCGUGGUGUCGUAACUUCUGCUCUAAACUCCUCUAUCAGUAUGUGAAUAUUUUUUCUUAAUUCCAUUAGUCUGUCUUUAUAGAGAUUUUAUUUUAUCAGUCAAUUUUUCUUAUUUGGCACUGAUAUCAAACAACUUUUGGGGGAUAAAAUAAGAAUUGCUAAAAUGAUAAUUGACAUUAUGUCAGUUCCAGCUAAGUUAAUUAAUUAUCCCUUCAUUUAAUUGUUCAAUUUUCAGACCAUUCAUUGCAGAACUAUACAGAGACCUAACUCCAUGCAUCAUAAUGUUUCCCAUUUUUAUCUUGGGGGGUGAAAAACCUCUUUUCUCUUUUUUAAAUUUGUUUUUUUAUAACCAUUUCCACCCUUUAAGAAUUCCCAGGUGUCUCCCCAGUUCUGCGGACGAUGACAGUGAAGUGUGAGGCUGGCUCAAGCUGUGUAGCAUGCCUGGCCAGAGAACACAGGCAAUCCACAGCUUGGCUGAGUGCAGCUGCAGCUGCUUGCACAGAGUUGUGAGCUGAGAGUAUGUGGUAAUUGCAACAACAAUAGAAGCCAGAGCUGGUGUCCAGGCAGCUGACCUAGUGUGACAGCAGUCACCUGAGGAGGGGGUCCAGGGGAAGCCCUCAACCCAUGGGGAAAAGGAGUCAAGGAGACAGCCAUCUCAAAGGCAACACAAGGGAACAUGUGGACUCAGUACAUGUGACGGGCAGGGAGUGAGAGCACAGAGCUGCCUGAAGGCAGAACCAGCUGGUAGUGGGCUGCUAACUCCAGCAGCAUUUGGAGCCCAGGCACCUGUGGAGUUAGGGGCCUAUGGAGACUGUUGUAGACAGUUGUUAAAUUUUUUUUCGUGUGUAUGAAAUGCUAGGGAUUGCACCCAGGGCCUUAUGCACAUGAUAUAACAACCUAGUUAGAUCUCCAUCCCUAAACCUUGUUGAUGAGAUUUUACAUGUCAUUUUCAUGCUAAACUUUUAAAUAACAUCACAACACUUUCAAAUGCCUUGUAGCUACAUGCAGCUCUUAGAAAGCACAGCUCUGAGCAGUUACCCUCAGCUUCAUUCCUACUUGGUCGAACAAGUUAUACUUAACUCUGGCUUCAAGAUAGAUAUCGUCUAUGACUCCUAACUUGGGUCUCUCAGCCUACCCAAGAAGUAUUGGUAUGGCAGAAUGAACCCAGACGGAAACUCUCCAUUCCGACUGGAUUUGUACAGUGGAUCAUUAAUAAAUGUACUAAAUUGUGAUUAAUUUUCAUACUCCUCACUUACAGUUAUGAUAAGGUAUGCUUGAAGGAUACUAAAAUAGUAAAGUAUUCAACAGUUAGGACUUGUUUAUCCUAUGUAAUUACCCUUUUACCAUUUUUCCAAAGCAAAACAUAUUCGUUAUAUAACACUUCAAGACUCACCUCGGCCAGCGGGAAGACAGCCACCCCCACCUGAUAUAGUUCCACUCAGUCUUGGACUAGCCAGCCAGGGUCCUCAAGGCCUGCCUUGCAGUGCUGGGCAGGUGGGCUUCAUUAUGAUAAGGAAAUAAGUGGUUGAGAAAUGAUAGAGAUAGAGAAGCAGAAUGGGUCAUACACUGUGGAAAGAUACAGAAAGGAAGAAAUGAUGAUGGUGAAGAGUGGGCAGAUGUUGGAGGCCUGCUUGCUACCUGGGGCCAUGGUAGAAGACAGUGAGGAGUAAUCUGAGGGGGCAAGUCUGCACACCACCCAGGGCCAUGGUGAUGUCCAGGCCGGGCUGCUGCCAAGGGCCAUGUCUGAGUCCCCAGUCUACAGAAGCCAGGGUCAGUGUUAAUGUCCAUGGUCCUGUUGCCGUUGAGUUCCAUGUUGAUUCCAGUGGGCUGGGCCACCUCCUGGAGCAAUGUUUGGGUCCACAGGCCACGUUGACACUGGGACCAUGCCAAUUUGGGUGGCCUUUACCACCACCUAGGGUCAUGGUGACAACCAGACUUCAGCUGCUGCCAAGGACCAUGUCUGGAUCCAUAGUCCUACCGCAGCCGAGGUCUAUGGGGAUGUCCAUGGCCCAUGUUCCCACCUAUGGUAUACAGGGGCUAUGCUGCUGCCAGAGCCAUCCUGAUCUGAGUGGCUGGGGCUACCACUUGGAGCUAGGAUGUCAACUGGGCCUAGCUGCUUCCUGGAGCCACGUCUGGGUCCAUGGCCCAGCUACAGCUGGGGUCUGUUGAAGUCUGUGACCCAGGUUGCUACUUGGGCCUACACAGAGGCCUAGGAUCCAGUGCCUUGGGACUGAUUGGAGUCUGGGGACCACAUCACAGCAGGAGUCAUACAGAUAUAGGUGUCCUGUGUUGCCCCCCACGGCCAUAGUGUCAUCUGGUUCCAGGCUGCUGCUGAGGGCCAUGUCUGGGUCUAUGGCCCUGUAGGGGCCAGAUUGAUGAAUGUUGCUCCUGUUACCACAGAGCGCCAUGAAUAUUCCCAGGGUCAGAUCAGCCACCUGAGUCCAGGUUUGUGUCUGAGGGCUAGGAUGCUUGAAGAACUGAGUGAUCUGUGCUGCUACUCAAUGUCAGGGUCUGUGGUGAUGUCUGAUGCUCUCCAUCAAAGGCCAUGCAGACACCUGAGAUUGAGGGCCAUGUUGGUGUCUAUGGGCCAUACUGCCUCUGGGGCAGUGGUGACAUCCAGACCCAGCUGCUGCCAAGGAGCAUGUCAGGAUCUGUGGUCCUACCUCGGCUGUGGUCUGUGCUGAAUUCCAGGUCCUGUAAUGCCACCAAAGGUCACAUAGAGGCCCAGGGAUGAGGCCACAACCUGAGUCCUUGGUGGUGUCUGGUGGCCACCUGAGUGGCCAUUCCUUCCACCCAGAGCCAGGAUGUUUUCCAGGCCCAAGCUGCCACCAAGGGCCGUGUCUGGGUCUGUGGUCCAGCUGCACCUGGGGUCUGUGUUGAUAUCUGUGUCCUGUGUUGCCUCAAGAGGGCUUAGAAACCAUUUGAGAUGAAAUCAGAGGGCCAUGCUGAGCCAGCUCCACCCGUCAAUGGCCAUGGGAAAGUUACCCUUGCCCCUCGCUGGACACUACAACAAGAGAGCACUUGGGAGAGAUGGCCCACACCCCUCACCACAGGCAUGGCUGAACCGACUCUGAGGGCAUGCAUGUAGCCGAGUUGACUCCACCCCUUCAUCCAAGACAGGUGGCCCGGGCGACCCAGACUGACCAGCUCAAUUACCACCCAGGCCCACAGCUGGGCCUUGGGUUGGCCUACCCUAGCAUCUACCCCAUUUAGGACCUGCUGGAGCUUGUGAAAGGACUGGUCCUGUGGAAUGAUAACCCACAGGAUCUCCAAGAACAUUGCUAGUAAAGCUGAUGGGACAAAUGGGUUUACUGCGGCACACCGAAGCCCCCAACGCCACCAGGAUGGAUGGAGAGGCAGGAAAGAAGGAAAAGCAAAGAGGUUUUUUCUGUUUCGUUUCUGCUUUUGUUUACUUGCUUAUUUGUUUUGUUUUCUUUUGUGGGGGACACAGCAGGGGUGAGGAGAGGAUAUGGAGGGACUAGGAGUUGAGCAGAAUAAAAAAAAAGACUCUCAGAUCAGUGAUAUUUAGGUGAUUUCUAAGUGUUCUAAGCAUUAUAAUUUUUUUUUUACAGGUUUCUACCCCAGGAACAGACCUCUUUGCUCAUAUAAUGGGAUGAGCCAGAGUUGUUGCAGCCAGUGCUGAACUCAGGGUGACCUCCCUGCAGGGAUCACAAUGAUGAGUCCAGCUGCUGCCUGCCAUUGGAACGGCAGGGACAUCUGCUCUUGAAAGAAGAAACCCAGGAAUCUGCAGAUCAGUUUUCAAGGCCACAGCCUUUCCCCCUCUGGUACUUUCCGGACCUUAAAACUAGAAAUUACUGACUGGGAAAGGCGGACAUCAUGUUCACAGCGCCUGGCGUGGCGGCGGUUGGCGGAAGGCCUUAUUCCUGCAGUGAGUGUGGCAAAAGCUUUCGGUACAGUGCAGUGCUGCUGCGGCACGAACGUGCCCAUGGUGGUGACAAACGUUUCCGCUGUCUCGAGUGUGGUGAACGCUGUGCUCGAGCCUCAGACUUGCGUGCACACAGGCGGACCCAUGCUGGCCAGACCCUCUACGUCUGCAGUGAGUGUGGCCAGAGCUUCAGUCACAACAGCCUGCUGGACCUACACUUGGGGACACACCGAAGGCGUAGCCACACCUGCCCCUGCCGCCUCUGUGGCCGUCGCUUCCCUCACAUCCCUGCACUACUGCUGCAUCGGGUCCGACAGCACCCACCUGAGAAGCCCCACCGCUGCCCACACUGUGCCCGCUCCUUUCGGCAGAGUGCUCUUCCUUUUCACCUGGCACGGGUGCACCCCCCAGAGACCACCACUGCCACCGCUCCUUCCCCCAGCCCGCUGCACCACUGUACACAGUGCCCACGGGCCUUUCAUAGCAGUGCUGGGCUGCGGAACCAUUCCCGCAUCCACGUCGUCCUCAGCCUCAGCGACCCUGGCGCUGAGGCCCACCAGUGUGGUGUGUGUGGUAAGAGCUUCAGCAAGAGUUCCACACUCACACGACACCUCCAGAGGCACUCAGGGGAGAAGCCCUACAAGUGCCCUGAAUGUGGCAAGGGCUUCUUGGAGAGUGCCACGCUGGUGCGGCACCAGCGAACACACACUGGAGAAAAGCCAUACGCAUGUAGCGACUGCGGGCGCUGCUUUAGCGAGAGUUCCACACUGCUGCGCCACCAGCGCAGCCACCAGGGUGAAAGGCCCCACGUGUGCCCUACUUGUGGCAAGGGCUUUGGACAGCGAUAUGACCUUGUGGUGCACCAGCGCAGCCACACGGGGGAGAGGCCUUUCCCGUGCCCAGAGUGCGGCCGGGGCUUCACAGACCGCUCAGACCUCACCAAACACCUGCGCACACACACUGGGGAAAAGCCUUACCACUGUGAGCUGUGUGGCAAGCGAUUCACCUGCAUCUCCAACCUCAAUGUGCAUCUGCGCAAUCAUGCCGGCCAUAAACCACACAAGUGCCCAGAGUGUGGCAAGUCCUUCAGUGUUGCUUCCAAGCUUGCACUGCACAGAAAAACACACCUAGGUGAGCGGACAGCAGAAUGCACGGAGUGUGGCAAAUUCUUUAGCCAUGGCCGAUCACUGUCACAGCACCAGCGGUCCCACAGACGUGCUAGAGCAGCUGCAAUGGCAGCCACUACCACCACCGCUGUAGUCACUGAGGUGACAGUAGGUCCUCCCCUUGCCCUCACAGGGCCAACGGAACAGGAGAGAUCAGGGCUCCUAGUGUCUCCAUUUCAGGAAACUUGCUAAGCAGGCCCUAUAAGGUGGCUGGGUAAACACAUUCAACCCUGAGGAAAAGACAGCUCAGAUGGUUUGGAAGCCAGACCUACUGCUGUUGUUGCAUUGUUACUAGGUACUCACCUAGGUUGCCUUGUCUCUAAACGAAGAUCCCUAACAGCUCUUCCAUCAUCCAUCCUUGUAUUCCCCAGCUCAAAGUCCUAGGAGUCAAGGAACCAAUACCACAGCCCUAUGCAAGACAGACGAGGUGUUUCGUGUUCUGUUUCUGCCACUCUGCUCUCCCUUGGUGUUGGGCCUGAGCUUUUCUUUCUUGGCUCUUCAGGCAACAUAUUUGGUCAGUUAGGUCUCUUGUUUCUUAUCUGCCUGUUAAUCUCUACUGCUUUCUCUUGCUUGAGACGUAGUUGCAGUAUGGAAGGGUGGAAUGGCUCCCUUCUCUAAAGGACCAAGAUCUGUGGAAGUGACUCCCUUCAAAAGGUAAAACACAAAAGUAGGCACUCAUCAGCCUGGCCAUCCAUAUGCCCUUUUACAAGAUGCCUCUUAGGGCCCAACAAAAUGGUUCAGCAGGUAAAGGCACCAGCUGACAACCUGAAUUUGAUCCUUUGAACCCACACAUGUACCAUCCAUGGCACAUGUGCACACAAAGAACUAACCCUCCCCUCCCCCAACAAAUGCCUCUUCGAACAAUUUUCUCUAGCCAGGUAAGAAAUGUUUGCCUUGGGAUGCAGCCCAAGAUUGUGUAAGUCCAUAAAGCCCAGUGACACCAUGUGAAACAAAAGAAUGUUCUUUCCAGAUGAAGCUUCAAGGCAUGAGGAAACAAGUUCCCUGGAGUCCUGGGCAAGGGCAGGAUGUAAAGCCUGGAAUUGGUCAAUGACUGCUUAUAGCUGGUAACAUUGCUAUUUGUUUGGGUUUGUGACACCAACAACCCCUUUGUCAAAAUGAGUUCCAAGUUCUCAUCCCUUUUGGUGGUGGUUUCUUCAUUGCUGUGACAAAUGCCUGAGAAAAUCAACUUAAAGAUUUAUUUUGA
This is a messenger RNA of Peromyscus californicus insignis, 7229 nucleotides long. RefSeq names its product zinc finger protein 672 (gene Znf672). Gene Ontology annotation, biological process: regulation of immune system process; regulation of cytokine production; negative regulation of transcription by RNA polymerase II. Lineage: Eukaryota; Metazoa; Chordata; Mammalia; Rodentia; Cricetidae. The record is from RefSeq and is a predicted model, not a curated record. The transcript has 2 exons. The coding region runs from base 4811 to 6217 and encodes 468 amino acids.